Messenger RNA from Phyllostomus discolor (pale spear-nosed bat), 3768 nucleotides. RefSeq names its product ribonuclease P and MRP subunit p25 (gene RPP25). Gene Ontology annotation, biological process: tRNA 5'-leader removal. Gene Ontology annotation, molecular function: RNA binding. Gene Ontology annotation, cellular component: ribonuclease MRP complex. Lineage: Eukaryota; Metazoa; Chordata; Mammalia; Chiroptera; Phyllostomidae. The transcript is spliced from 2 exons. Bases 1323 to 1931 code for a protein of 202 amino acids. The record is from RefSeq and is a predicted model, not a curated record.
CUUUUCCUCGUGGGGCCCGCUGGAGCUGGCGUGGGAUCGAAGUCCAGGUUCUCAGCGGAACGCAACCAGAGGGUCCCUGAUCCCAGCGAGCAAGCAGGAGAUCCGGGCUGAGGAGAUCGGGACCACCCUCGGUCCAACGCAGCAGUUCCUGGAGAGAAGUACCCAGUAGCCUCGUAAUACCACCAACGCUUCAACUUCCCACCCUCCUCCUUUUCCUUUCUUAAAACCUGCCUACCCCGUUUGCGUUUUGAAAAAGGACCCCAGGGGUCUCAGGGUGUUAAAGCUGACUGACAACGAAUUCCACCUGAGAAGAAGCGGGGUCCACGCCAGCAGGGAAGCAUGCCUGGUUUACCUUGAAGCGUGCAGCUCUAAUAGUGGAUUUUUAGACAGAGAUGGAAGGAGUUUAACUCCCUUUGAGAAGGGAGUUCCUGGUUUUCUUCCCAUUCAUCCCAGGGAACAGCCUGGCCCAGAGUGUCACUCCCCACUCCUCAGGGGUGUCCGAAGGUCCGGUGACCUCCAGCCCGGUCAGGAGCGGCAGGACUAAGACCUCAGUCUCUGGCUGCCCUUAGAGGACCACGCCUCAACGUCGUCGUCCGAGGGCAGGCGCGGAGUGGGGCCAGAGCCAGCGCCUCCUUGCACUUGCUGACCGGGCACAGGUCAUCCUUGACGAGAGUAUCCAGGUUCGGGAGCAGAAGGAACAACGUUGUGGUAGAGUGGUCCCCAGAGCAGUGGGGGAAAGAGGCUCCGCAGGCCACUUGUAAAUCUCUCCUUGGGAGGGGGGAAGGGGAAGCCUUCAUUGGAACGCAGAAGGGGCUCGGGGACCCGGCUUGAAGCGGCAUUUGCACCACAAACGCAGUUUUUAUUUAGGUUACCUCUUUAUAAAGGUUGGAUUGGAAUGGCUGAUGGCAAUUAUAGGGAAACUUCGCCAACCAAGUCACCCCCUGGCGCUGCUGUUACGCGCCACAAUGCGCGCGGCUCCCUUGGGUCUAUAACGCGGGAUCCCACCGCUUGGAUCUGGGAGGCGGUUGAAAUUGGGGCGGGGACAGGCUGGCCCAGUUAGGGGCGCGGCGCGGCGGAAGGGGCAGGGCCUCGGCUACAGGCGCGCGGAGCGCUGGGCUCCAGAUCUCUGAGUAAAAGCAGCAACCACAAGAGAGAAGUGGACGACGCUAGCGCUGCCCCAGCCUGCCCAUCAGCCUCCCCGCUGCUCCCUCACCGUUAUCCCUGCCGGUCCUUUCUGGGUGCGACGGGCAACCAUGCCGCCCCAGGGCUGAGGAGGCCCCGUGGCGAGGCCCGCGUCCCUGCGGUCCUGGCAACGACGGCACAUGGAGAACUUCCGUAAGGUGCGCUCCGAAGAGGCGACGGCGGGGUUUGGGACCAAGGGGGGCGGCCCCGGCCCCUUUGCCGACCUCGCACCGGGCGCCGUGCACAUGAGGGUCAAGGAGGGCAGCAAGAUCCGGAACCUACUGUCCUUCGCCACUGCCAGCAUGGCACAGCCAGACACGCGCGCCAUCAUCUUCAGCGGCUGCGGUCGGGCCACUACCAAGACGGUCACGUGCGCCGAGAUCCUCAAGCGCCGCCUGGCUGGCCUGCAUCAGGUCACACGGCUGCGCUACCAGAGCGUGCGCGAGGUAUGGCAGAGCCUUCCACACCCGGGGACCACACCCGGGCCCACACCCGGGCAGAAGCAUAGUGUGCCAGGCGCCAGUCUCAGUGUACUUAAGAACGUGCCCAGCCUCGCCAUCCUACUUUCCAAGGAUGCACUGGAUCCGCGCCAGCCCGGCUACCAGUCCCCGAGCCCCAGUUCUGACCCCUCGUACCUGCCAAUGGCGGCGACGUCCAAGAGGAGCCUAAGGGAACCCGCUGUAGCAGAAGGCUCCUUGAAAGGGACACAACCUGAGCCACGUGCUGCGGAAGAGGACCUGACGGCGUGAGAACUCCGUUCUGGGCCACCUAUUCCUGGCUCUUAGCCCCAGCGCCCUGACCUUGAGAUGCAUUUCCUGCCGCUCAUGUUCCAUCUUCUGGAGCUCACAGCCUGGUCUCAGCUCCUCAGACUUCCAUCAUGGACCCCACAGCCAAAAGAGGAGGACCCCAGGGAAGUGUCGUGGGCCAGUUGCUCCUCCACUUGCGUUGCCGGAAGACUCAGAAUUUCACCUUCAGCUUUGCUGAGCCUUACUGGAACUUCUUCAGGGAGGGUAUGGUGGGCAGUGGAACUCUUGAGCCUUGCCCAAAACCCACAAGGGUUAAGGGCACCUAGCAUCAAAGGGCUGGGGAGCAGGAGUGUGGAAGCCAAGGAGAACUCGUGGGAUCACCCUCAUCCAUUGGCAGUGGAGGGCACGGGGUGAGAAACGGACUGCUUGGGGGCAGGAGAGUCUGAGUUGCAGGGAGCCCCAUUCUUCCCCUCACCCCAGGACAGUUUGCCUUUCUAGUUUCCCUUCUCUUGCUUAUAAGGAGCAUUCUGAGAUCAUGGUGGCAGAGGUGUGGCCACAAGCUCUAGCUCCAUUAACGUCACCCAUUCCCCAAGUUGGCCCAGAGGGAGAGACCCAGGACAAAACUCUCUGUGCUUCCUCCCUUGAGCCCAAUAGCUGGAAUGUUGCUUCCAAUAAAAUAAACAUGAAAAUGGCUCUGUCCCAAAAUAUCCACUAACUGCUUGCCUUUGCAAAGACAACUCUGAGCUGCCCACUUGUGUCUCAGCACCCCACCCCCCCAGCCUGGGAUCCUUAACCGUUGGGGUCUUCAGGGUCAGGCACAGACACUGGACAGAUUCAGAAUGCUGCAAGAGGGACAUUGCCCAAUCCCUGGCUUGUCCUCUCUCCAGCCGCCUGCCCCCUAUUGCUUCUGGGCUCAGGGUUCUGUGUCUGAAAGAAAGCCUGGCUCCCCCUGUGCAUUACCACUAAGGGAAAGGGAACAGCACAUUGCGUUUCUGGGAGGGGAAGGAAAGAGCAUCUGCACGCCCCUGGGAGCAUCACUGACAAGAAAGAAGGGUAGACCUUGCUGAGGUCCCUAAAGCCUGCAACUUCCUGCCAAUGGGCUGAGUCUUAUCCAGAAGGCUGGCACAAAGCCCCUCACCCCCAUGGGUAGGAUCUCCCCCUUCACUGCUCUCUUUGAAAAAGGACAGCACACCCUUGGGGGAGGGGGAGGAGACAGAUUAAGCACAAAUCCACUGCUGGAAAUUACUAUUCAGCAGAGAACCUGGGAUUUGGGCUGUGAAUCACUGCAGGCUCCCAGAUAAGCUGCUGCCUCCAGUCCUGCACAACUGUCUGCUGAGAUAUAUCAGCCUCAUAAGCCUUUCUGCUCAAUUCCAAGUCAGCUAGGGGAGGUGGGAGUGCUGUGUACUGGAAUAAUUCUAGCAAGGGGGUGGGGGGCACACAGCCCCAGAAUCUCAGAAGCACACCUUACCCCAUGCAACUCAACAGCACCCUGGAAAGGAGGAGAUGUGGAAGAAUGUGAGUUGCUUUGCUGGCAGAACCCUGAAGUAAGUCCUCCUAGGGACGAGGUAGGUUUCUGCAGCUAACACAUGUUCCCCCUUCCCCCAUAUCUCUGCUUGAGCUUUGGAUCAGUGAGCCCUGCUAUCUAGACUGGCACUGGUUGCCUUCCUCAAUUUAUUGUUCUUGAUGAGUCCCUGGGGAGUGCCAAGGGGGUUGGGUGUGAUUGUUGACACUCUCAGGGGUAGUCCAAAAAGGGUAGAAAAAAAUGAAAAUUAUCCUAACAACCAAGAAGCCUUGGACUGGCCCUGGGCUUGUGCAUCUAAAAUAAAUGAAAACUUGGAAA